UCCGGCCGCGCAGGCGCAGGAGGCCGCGUGCCCCGGCCGAGGGCCGCAGUUUUCUCUGUUUGAAACAUUUCAGAAAAGAAAAAAAAGAUCCUAUUUACUGUGUGGAGAAUGGAUUGGAAAAGGGAAAGUGGGAGAUGGUGUAGAAAACUGUUGGAGAAGCCCAGAGCCCUUUCUAACCGGCACCCGGGGCCAGCCAGACCGCGGACCGACCCAGGUGUCUGGAUGGAGACCUGAACUGGCAGAAGGACGCCGUACCUGGGAGGAAAUUGCAGAGGCUAACAACAUGGAAAAGAAGCCCCAGGACGGUAGAACAGGCCCCCCGCACAGAGAGGCGCCCCCAGCUGUGGGGCUGCUGCUGGCCCUGGCCGUCGUGAACGCGCUCCUCUACCUCUGCCUCGACUGGCUUUUCAUUUCCCCUCGACGUGCCGCCCUGGAGCCCAGUCACUGUCCCUACGGGUCCUUCAGAAUGGGACAGAUGAAAAACUGCUCGCCGUGGCUGUCCUGCCAGGAGCUGAGGACAGAAGUGAGGCAGCUGAAGCGUGUUGGGGAAGGAGCCGUGAAGAGGGUCUUUCUGUCGGAGUGGAAGGAACGCAAGGUCGCUCUCUCCCGGCUCACCAGUCUGGAGAUGAAAGACGAUUUCCUCCAUGGACUGCAGAUGCUGAAAUCUCUGCAGAGUAAAUAUGUUGUCACGCUGCUCGGCUUCUGUGAAGAUGACAACACCAUUCUGACUGAGUACCACCCCUUAGGGUCCUUGAGCCGCCUGGAAGAAACGUUAAACCUUUCCAAGUACCAGCACCUAAACACCUGGCAGCAGAGGCUGCAGCUGGCCAUGGAUUACGUCGGCAUCCUCAACUACCUGCACCGCAGCCCCCUGGGCACGCUGGUCAUGUGCGACUCCAACGACCUGCCCAAGACGCUCUCCCAGUACCUGCUGACCAGUAACUUCAGCAUCGUGGUGAAUGACCUGGACGCCUUGCCCCUGGUGAACCGCAGCGCGGGGACGCUGGUGAAGUGUGGCCACAGGGAGCUGCACGGGGACUUCGUGGCUCCAGAGCAGCUGUGGCCCUAUGGAGAGGACACGCCUUUUCACGACCGUCUCAUGCCCUCGUAUGACGAGAAGACUGACAUCUGGAAGAUUCCAGAUGUCUCCAGUUUCCUUUUGGGGCAUGUCGAGGGAAGUGAUAUGGUUCGAUUCCACCUCUUUGAUAUUCAUAAGGCCUGCAAGAGCCAGACGCCUGCAGAGAGACCCACCGCUCAGGAUAUUCUGGACACUUACCAGAAGGUUUUGAAUUCACUCAGAGACACCGUGAUGUCUCAGACAAGAGAAAUGCUAUAAAAACUAGUGCAGUCAGGGAAGGGACUUAACGGAACAAGUGGAAUAGUUACAGCAGUUCUGCUCCGACAGUGAGCUUGUUGCUGUUAAGCCAUGUGGCUCUUCCGCUGCAUCCGCACGCACACGUGAGAGUCCUGCCUCUCCUGGCCACCUGGGCGGAAGUUGCUAAGCAAGAGCAAACCAGGUUUAAGCCUGGCUUUACUUAUAAUGCCAAUCCCUCCCAGGUGAAGAGGCAGAGAAGCAGCAAAUCUAACAUGUAUCUGAAGGAAGUAACAAAAGUGUAGCUACAAAGAGGCUUCUCCUAUCCUAAAUAAUUGAGUUUGUAAGUUUGUAAGAAAGGUAGAGAAGAUUUUUAAAUGGCAAUAUAGGAAAGAAACAUAGCCCUGGCCAGGUAGUUCAGUUGGUUAGAACACUGGCUCUGAUACACCAAGGUUGUGGGUUCAAUCUCCAGUCAGGACACAAACUAGACUCAACCAAUGAAUGCAUAAGUAAAUGGAAAAACAAAUUGAUAUCUCUCCCUCUCUAUCUUUCUUCUCUUGCUUUAAAAUCAAUAAAUAAAAAUUUUUUAAAAAAUAGAGU
Pteronotus mesoamericanus is the source of this 1912-nucleotide messenger RNA. It is a transcript of the gene POMK, whose product is annotated as protein O-mannose kinase. Gene Ontology annotation, cellular component: endoplasmic reticulum membrane. Gene Ontology annotation, molecular function: protein kinase activity; carbohydrate kinase activity; ATP binding. Bases 284 to 1336 code for a protein of 350 amino acids. Gene Ontology annotation, biological process: protein O-linked glycosylation; carbohydrate phosphorylation; protein phosphorylation. Lineage: Eukaryota; Metazoa; Chordata; Mammalia; Chiroptera; Mormoopidae. The transcript is spliced from 5 exons. The record is from RefSeq and is a predicted model, not a curated record.